Staurois parvus is the source of this 422-nucleotide messenger RNA. The record is from the annotation of a GenBank genome assembly. Lineage: Eukaryota; Metazoa; Chordata; Amphibia; Anura; Ranidae.
UACGUACAGACACAUGUAUAUACACACAGACACAUGUACAUACAUACACAGACACAUGUACACACAGACACACAUACAUGUACAUACACGCAGACACAUGUACAGAUACACUCAUGUACAUACACACACACACACACACACAGCCUAUAAAAAGUUACAGUACUUAGUUGUUCACUCACAGAGCCGGGUACUGCACUCUAGGGGGAGGAAGAGAGCACAGCACACACUCCUUCCUUUGCUUUCACUGCGCUCAGCUAUUGAGCAGUCUGACAGCUCCCAGUGCCAAUGACAGAUCCAGCCUGAGCUCUGAGCCUGCUCAGCAAGACAGCCCUGGGGGACACACUCGCCCCCACAAUAAUUUCCACUCGCCAUUGGCGAGCAGGUGAGUGGAAAUUUCAAGGCCUGCACUAGAGUACACUGCU